AUGAAAACCGACCUGGAGCUGGCGCUGGAAUGCGCCGUCAACGUCUACCACCAGUACGCCAUGAGGUACCCCAUGGACGACUACCUGAGCAAGGAGGAGUUCUCCAGCCUGCUCAAGGACACGGCCGAGCCGUUCCUGAGGAACACGGUGCCGCCCAAAACAACCAUUGACAGCUACAUCCAGCAGCUCUUCACCAAGGCCGACGCCAACCACGACGGCCGCCUCAAGUUCACCGAGUUCCUGACCACGCUGAGCCUUGUGGCCAUUGAUGCCCACAACAGGUCCCACAAGGGCCCUGGUGAUGACCACGGCCAUGACCACGGCCAUGACCAUGGCCAUGACCACGGGCAUGGGCACGGGCAUGGGCACGGGCAUGGGCACAGCCACCGUCGCUGA
Messenger RNA from Passer domesticus (house sparrow), 396 nucleotides. Its product is annotated as protein S100-A9-like. NCBI's taxonomy places the organism in Eukaryota, Metazoa, Chordata, Aves, Passeriformes, Passeridae. The transcript has 2 exons. The record is from RefSeq and is a predicted model, not a curated record. Gene Ontology annotation, molecular function: calcium ion binding; transition metal ion binding. Bases 1 to 396 code for a protein of 131 amino acids.